AUGUGGUCUACAGUGCCUUCCUCGAGUCCGCACUCACAAAUGGAGCUGUCUAGUAUACGUGAUUUGGAAAGAAAGACUGGCGAGGUAACGAGUGCAAGCACUCGAUACUACAGCACAGAAGAGAAGACUGUAGAGAAUGACUCCAGCGACAAGCUGCCAGGUACCAUCGAAGAAUGCCACAAGCAAAUCGAGGCGCUCACCACCGAAGUGGCCAGCUUGAAGGACCAAAUAAAAGAUGUAGAUGACAAAUACAAGCGCGCAUUGGCCGACGGUGAGAACGUUCGCCGACGCAUGAUGAAACAAGUUGAAGACGCCAAGUCAUUCGCCAUACAGAGUUUCUGCAAGGACUUACUAGAUCCAAAACAAGGAGAAACGGUUAGCUAUAAUUCAUUCCGCGAGAAUUGUAUCUUUUGGUCGAAAAUGGCCAGUUCGGAUAGUGACCUAAGCGAAUACGAGAACGGUGAAAUUGUUCCGGACGCAAUUAAAGAAGUGGCGAAGUCGCAUAAACAUGCAGAUUUUUCGCUUUGGAAACACGUGAGCAAGCCACAUAGAGCUGACCGUGAGAAAAACAUGGCGUGCCCAAAUGUGGCAGAUACACUAGCUGCGGCAGCGGAAAGUGUCCCCGAGACUGCGGUCAGCGAUGGAGGCGCCGCCUUACAAUCCCUCAGGGAUGGAGUCACCUUAACUAGGGCUCAGCUGACACAGUCUAUUAAUGUCCCCACUGCUGGGGCACUGGUGGGUGCUAACGACUGCAAAUGCAGCCGGGACCAACAGUUUAACGUGCCUUCCGAAGCACGGAGGAGUGUUUGCGAGACAUGGUUUGGUAGCGGUGUCUCCUCUACGAGAGAAAUUCGAUCCCAAUUUGCACGAAGCACUUUUCCAACAGGAAGUGGAGGGAGCCGAACCCGGCACCGUAGUUGCAGUGAGCAAGGUUGGCUACAAGCUGCACGAGCGAUGCGUGCGACCAGCACUCGUGGGAGUCGCCAAGGGACCCUCCUCUUAGUGCCAACAAUACUAAGUCUAUUAGUACAAGAAGCAACCGAGAACAGAACCCUGGACUUGACGUUACAGUGCUAUUUUUGUAUUAGAAGUUUACUGAGAUUUUGUUUAAAUGAUAUUAAUAAAGAAAUUUUACCCGAAAAUAUUCCACUCAGUACAUCGCUCCACUCCGGAUUCGAUCCAGCAUCUUCUGCUAUCCAAGUCCAAGUUUUCUAA
Molecule: messenger RNA, 1215 nt
Organism: Chilo suppressalis (striped riceborer)
Lineage: Eukaryota; Metazoa; Arthropoda; Insecta; Lepidoptera; Crambidae
Source: the annotation of a GenBank genome assembly